Schistocerca nitens (vagrant locust) is the source of this 1053-nucleotide messenger RNA. RefSeq lists its product as uncharacterized. Gene Ontology annotation, cellular component: plasma membrane. Gene Ontology annotation, biological process: sensory perception of smell; detection of chemical stimulus involved in sensory perception of smell. The record is from RefSeq and is a predicted model, not a curated record. Bases 1 to 1053 code for a protein of 350 amino acids. Gene Ontology annotation, molecular function: olfactory receptor activity; odorant binding. The transcript has 5 exons. NCBI's taxonomy places the organism in Eukaryota, Metazoa, Arthropoda, Insecta, Orthoptera, Acrididae.
AUGUUUGCUACUCCAAAAUCAGUAACAGAGGCGGCUCCUGACACGGACGCUAGGAGCAGCAGCGUCGGCGGCGGCGGCGCGUCGCUGACUGGCGCCAGCGUGCUGGUGCUUCGCUUCGCGGGCCUGUGGUCUCCGCGCGGCCGCGCCGGCCGCCGCCUGUUCGCGCUAUACACGGCGCUGGUGCUGGCGUGCAGCGCGGCCGGCGUGGCCACCUGCGCGCUCAGCCUGCGCUCCUACUGGGGCGACGUGCAGCAGCUGUCGCCCAGCCUCGGCAACGCCAUCCUGCUGCUGGCCGGCAUCGCCAAGGCCGCCGUAUUCCUCUCCAGGCAGCGCGAGUUCCGCCGCCUGCUGCGCAUGCUGGAGCAGCUCGUCUCCAACCAGGCCCAGUUCGCCAGACAGAUGGGCGAGGCGUACGAGCGGCGCCGCCGCCUGGCUCCGUGGCUGACGCUGCUGCUGGUGGGCUACGUGACGACCACCUUCUUCCUGUGGGCGGCCCUCCCGCUCGUCCUACGAGGCUCUUCCGCCCAGCGGCUGCUGCCCUUCAGCCAGAUCCGCGGGCUCGACGCCGCCCCUCUGCCGCUCUACGAGCUCGCCUACGGCGUCGAGUUCGCUUCCACCUUCUACUGGAUCUACAUCAGUGUCGGCCUCGACUGCUUCUUCGCCAGCAUCAUGACGCACGUCACGGCCCAGUUCCGACUGCUCAACUGGCGUCUGUCUAGCCUGGGGAGCGACCACCAGAGCGACGGCCGUCCCGAAAUCACUGACGGGCCCGUAACCUCGUGCGAAGUGUACCAGCCGCCAAAGACGGCCGCUACAGACCGUGUAGGGUACACGACACUGAGCGAGGCGGUGUCGCUGUCGGUGUACCGCGGCGGCUGGGAGUCUGCGAGCCGGCGCGUGCGCAGCGCGCUGCUGCUGGUGAUGCGCCGCGCGGCCGCGCCCUGCAGGCUCAGCGCCGCCGGCCUGUGCACCAUCAGCCGCGGCACCUUCCUCUCGCUGCUGAAUGCGUCCUACUCGUGCUACGCGCUAUUUCGCCAGGUUAACAGCCGCUAA